Nyctereutes procyonoides (raccoon dog) is the source of this 1352-nucleotide messenger RNA. RefSeq names its product G protein-coupled bile acid receptor 1 (gene GPBAR1). Gene Ontology annotation, molecular function: G protein-coupled bile acid receptor activity. The record is from RefSeq and is a predicted model, not a curated record. The coding region runs from base 153 to 1145 and encodes 330 amino acids. The transcript has 2 exons. Gene Ontology annotation, cellular component: membrane. Gene Ontology annotation, biological process: G protein-coupled receptor signaling pathway. NCBI's taxonomy places the organism in Eukaryota, Metazoa, Chordata, Mammalia, Carnivora, Canidae.
UCCCGGAGGCACAGCAGACGGCGCCUGAAGCCCUGCCCGCCUGCCCGCCUGCCCGCAGCCAGUCCCUGACGCGAGGAGCAAGGCCCAGGCCGGCCCAGCGACACCUGCCCCAGCAUGCUCGCCGGCCGCGGCCCCAGGCCUCCCCAGUCCCGAUGACACCCAACAGCACCGGGAAGGAGCCCAGCCCCGUUCCCGCGGGGGCCUUGGGGCUCUCCCUGGCCCUGGCCAGCCUCAUCGUCGCUGCCAACCUGCUCCUGGCCUUGGGCAUCGCCAGGGACCGGCACCUGCGCCGCCCGCCCGCCGGCUGCUUCUUCCUGAGCCUGCUGCUGGCCGGGCUGCUCACGGGGCUGGCGCUGCCCGCGCUGCCCGGCCUCUGGAGCCAGAGCCGCCGGGGCUACUGGUCCUGCCUCUUCCUCUACCUGGCGCCCAACUUCUCCUUCCUCUCCCUGCUCGCCAACCUCCUGCUGGUGCACGGCGAGCGCUACGUGGCCGUGCUGCGGCCCCUCCGGCCCCGCGGGAGCCCGCGGCUGGCCCUGCUGCUCACCUGGGCCGGGCCCCUGCUCUUCGCCAGCCUGCCCGCGCUGGGCUGGAACCACUGGGCGCCCGGCGCCAACUGCAGCUCCCAGGCCGUCUUCCCGGCCCCCUACCUCUACCUGGAAGUCUACGGGCUCCUGCUGCCCGCCGUGGGGGCCGCCGCCCUGCUCUCGGCCCGCGUGCUGGCCGCGGCGCACCGUCAGCUGCAGGACAUCCGGCGGCUGGAGCGGGCCGUGUGUCGCGGCGCCCCCUCAGCCCUGGCCCGGGCCCUUACCUGGAGGCAGGCGAAGGCGCAGGCCGGGGCCACGCUGCUCUUUGGGCUGUGCUGGGGGCCCUACGUGGCCACCCUGCUCCUCUCGGUCCUGGCCUAUGAGCAGCGCCCACCGCUGGGCCCAGGGACCCUGCUGUCCCUCAUGUCGCUGGGCAGCGCCAGCGCGGCAGCCGUGCCCGUGGCCAUGGGGCUGGGGGACCAGCGCUACACGGCCCCCUGGAGGGCGGCCGCCCGAAGGUGGCUGCAGGGGCUGCAGGGAAGAGCCCCCCGGGGCGGGCCGGGCCCGGGCAGUGCCUACCACACCGGCAGCCAAAGCAGCGUGGACCUCGACUUGAACUAGGGGCAGGGCCUCUGCUGGCUCCUGCCAGAACCAUCUGUCCAUCUUGGCCACCAAGCCGGCCUCCUCUUCCCCACGCCUCUGGAUCAGAAGCCCUGCCCUUAUCCGACUCCACCCUGACCCAAUAAACCCAUCGGGCCCAGUUCCUGGUUAUCUCAUUCCGCAUCCCUGAGCAGGAGGCAGGAGGGACACCAGCGGAAAGAAACUAGA